GCGGAAACCGCUGCAGAAACCAACCGCCUUUCCUCACCUACUGUAUCUGAGCCAGGACUGUCUGUCGGCCUGAAAAACGGACCGUGGGCGAACACAAACAAGCAGAACGAGGAGCGGUGCAUAGAGGGACGACAAGAUGCCGCACAACUUCCGGCCCGGGGAUCUUGUCUUUGCUAAAAUGAAGGGAUAUCCCCACUGGCCGGCCCGGAUUGAAGAUGUUGCGGAAGGAGCUGUCAAACCACCUCCUAAUAAGAUCCCCAUUUUUUUCUUCGGGACUCACGAAACAGCAUUCCUUGCACCUAAGGACCUUUUUGAGUAUGACAAGAACCAAGACCGAUAUGGGAAGCCCAACAAAAGGAAAGGGUUCAAUGAAGGCUUGUGGGAAAUCCAAAACAACCCUCAUGCCUCCUAUACCACACCUGCAGCUGCAUCAUCAUCGGAAAGCGAAGACAACCAACCUGCUGCGGGAAGUGAUGCAGAAGAUGAAGAGGAAGCAGUGGUACCAAGGAAAGCUGAAACGGGAAGUGAUGAUUCUGACUCUGGGAGUGAGGAUCAAAGGAAGGCGGCAGUGAAGCGGAAAGCUCCUGCUGCAAAGCGGCCACCAGUGAAGAGAACACGGGCAUCAUCCAGUGAUCGAGAUGGAGAGGAGAGUGGAUCUCCCUCAGAACCGGAACCAUCACCCAGCUCUGACUCUGAAUCCGGCAAAAACAGCGACCAGGACUUCACACCGCAGAAGGAUUCGGGCGGUCGAGGUGGCAAAAAGCCAGCUGGCAGAGGCAGGAGGAAGAAGGCAUCAUCAGGCUCUGAUUCAGACUCUGGCUCCCAGUCAGAUCAGAAAGCUGCCAAGAGCGAAUCAGAAGACGAUAAGCCACGGCCAGCCGUCUCUGGAUCCGAUUCGCAGUCUGGAUCCAAAUCCGAUUCCGAUUCAGAACCUCCUCCUGCAAGGAAAGGCCCUCAAGGGCGCAAGAAAGCGGAGAAACCUCCACCAAAGCCACGUGGAAGGAAAGCCAAAGCAGCUCCAGAAAGGCCUCCUUCCUCUUCAUCAGAUAGUGAUAGCGAUAGCGGGACGGACCGCGUCAGUGAGUGGAAAAAGAGAGAUGAGGAGCGGCGGAAGGAACUGGAGGAGCGAAGGAAGAGGGAGGAGGCAGAAGAGCUCCGUCGGCUCCGGGAGCGAGAAAAAGAGGAGGAAGAAAAAAGGAAAAAAGAGAAAGAGACCAAGGCCAGGAAAGGAAGCAGCAGCAGUAGCAGCAGCAGCAGCUCGGAUGAGGACGUGGAUGAUCACCCUCUCAAAAAAUCCAAGAAACCUCCCCCUGCCCCCAUCCCUGCUCCAUCAGACUCCGACUCUCCACCUCCCUCAGAGGUAAAAAAAUCGGCCAAGCGUCAAGAUAGCCAGAAAGGGCGGCAAAAGAAAGAGAAGGAGGUGAAAGAGAAAAAGGAGAGACAUAUCAAAGAAAAGAAGCCACAGAGAUCAGAGGAGAAACACAAAGCGAGGUCUAAGCCCGAGAAGCCAAAACGGAAGUCGGUGCGUCAACCUGAGAAGAAAGUUGAGAAGAAAAAAGAACCCUCACCUGAAGAGAAACUACAGAAGCUCCACACAGACAUCAAGUUUGCACUGAAGGUUGACAACCCAGACAUUGAGAAGUGUCUACAGGCCUUGGAUGAGCUCGGCUCGGUACAAGUGACCACUCACACCUUACAGAAGAACGCAGAUGUUAUUGCCACACUCAAAAAGAUUCGCCGGUACAAAGCAAGUAGUGCAGUGAUGGAGAAGGCCACCGCAGUCUACAAUAAACUAAAGCUCCAGUUUAUUGGCAAGAUUGAGACCGGUAAACCAAAGCCGGAUGAAAAGAACCAAGAAAGCAAUGAGCAAGACACACAAAACACAGACGACUCUAAACCAGUGAACGGAGAAUCAGAAAGCGAGAUAAAAGAUGUUUCUGAUUCCGAAAGCAAGCCCAAUCCCACAGACCAUGAGAAACAGGAUGAGAACAAAUCCCCAAACGGCAUCAGGCCUAAUCCAGAUGACCCUAUAGAGCAGCAAAAACUCACAACUGACUCUCCAGAGCCCAAUCCGACAGCAGACACAGACGUAAAAGAGGACAGCCGAGCACAGGACGAGCAGAUGUCUUCUGAGAGCUGAACUGCGUUUGUCUCUUUUAUGCUCACAAACACACUUUGGCUUCCUUCAUUCAUUUGUGUUAUUUUUUGUCUGCCCACCUUUGUGACCUACAUGAGUUUUUCGUGUUGUACAUAAAACGUGAUAUGAACAUUUAUUAGCACUUUUGAAUCGAGACGUCACGAGGCAAACAAGCGCCUUAAUCUAAAUGUUGGAUGUGUAUGAUUCUGCACUAACCUCAUUUGGAUAGCCGAAGGGGAACGUUUCAUUUCAGAACCACACUGACGUCUAGGGGGGGGGAAACACCGAAGCCCAAAUGUAUUUGAUGACUGUGCUUGUACUAUGUAGCUGCUUUUUAUGAGUAACUUUUUUCCUUUUGUUUUUUUUAUGAAAAAGGAAAAUGUUUAAAAAAAAAAAAAGAAAGAAAAGUAAAGCAGGCUGGUUUUGUUGAUUGACACCCACUACAAGAGAUCAUGAAGUUUCAUAAUUUUUAGUGCACAAAUCUACAUCUGAUUCUACAUCUGUCUGGUAUGGAUUUCAAUAACUCUGUCUAUGGACUUUUACUAAAUUCUGUAGACAUACCUUUUGUUGUCUGUUGUUUGGUCCUCUAAUAUUCACAACUUACAUCUGCAUAGGUUGACCUCAAUUAUGCUAUUCUUUUUUUGGAUGUCAUAAAACAUGCUUAUCAUGCUUAUUAUAAACAUGUUUCUAGUGCUAUGUAACUUGGUCCAAGCUUUUUUUAGUAUCCGUGAAGGAUUAAAUAAAAAAUUCCGCAUGAUGGCCGACAA
Molecule: messenger RNA, 2904 nt
Organism: Rhinichthys klamathensis goyatoka
Lineage: Eukaryota; Metazoa; Chordata; Actinopteri; Cypriniformes; Leuciscidae
Gene: hdgfl2
Product: HDGF like 2
Exons: 16
Coding region: 137-2140 (667 amino acids)
Biological process (GO): regulation of transcription by RNA polymerase II
Cellular component (GO): nucleus
Molecular function (GO): double-stranded DNA binding; transcription coregulator activity
Source: RefSeq, a predicted model, not a curated record